AUGUCGUUGUCGAAUACUUCAAUAGCGGCGUUGAGGCAGCAAAUGGAUGAUAGUAAUCAUGAGUUGGAAUCUGCUGAAACAAAUAGGCAGGUGGCUAAUCAAUUGACACGCUUGUGCAACUUCCUAGGGGCAUCGACUCGACAGAUGGCACAAGUGGUUAGGCAAACCAUUCCUGUUCAAGUAGAGAUAGGGGCAGCAGAAGAUGAGACAGUCCAUGAGGGACAAAUCCUUAAACCCCAACAAAAUCAAGGCGUUGAGUCAGGAGUAGCAGGACGUAACCAGAUGGUGUUAGUUAACCGACAUCAGGAUGCUGAUCAAAUUGUCGAUCAAGAUCGGCAAGAAGACUUAGCAGUGGAAAAUAAUUUGACAACUAUUGUCGAAAAAAUUAUGGCUAGGAAUGGUAUGAGUGCCACAUUGCAAAGACCACUAUAUGCUUCCCCAUUGGCUGAAUUUAUUCUCCAAACCGAGGCACCUAGAGGAACGAAGGCUGCCUUCACAUGGUUCACUUCUUUGGCCCUAAAUUCGAUUGGUUCGUGGGCCAAGUUAGAAAAGAAGUUCCAUGAACAGUUUUACGAAGGACACUCCAAAAUCAAUUUGGCAGAAUUGUCUAGCAUUAAGAAAAGGUUUGCUGAGAGUAUUGACGAUUAUCUGAAUAGAUUUAGAUCAUUAAAGGCCAGGUGCUUUACGCAAGUACCGGAACAUGAACUUGUUCAAAUGGCUGGUGGGGGGUUAGAUUAUUCCAUUAGGAAGAAAGUAGACCCAAACUUUGUAAAGAGUAUGUCACAAUUGGCUGAUAGAGUUCGACAUCUCGAACGGCUAAGGGAUCUAGUUCAGAAAGCAAUUCAAGAACGCAGGCUGAAAUUUGCUGGCCACAAAAUGAAGAUCGACGCUGACCCUCUCCACCAGGAGGACGCUCUAUUCGUUUAG
This is a messenger RNA of Lathyrus oleraceus (garden pea), 927 nucleotides long. RefSeq lists its product as uncharacterized. The record is from RefSeq and is a predicted model, not a curated record. NCBI's taxonomy places the organism in Eukaryota, Viridiplantae, Streptophyta, Magnoliopsida, Fabales, Fabaceae. The transcript is spliced from 4 exons. Bases 1 to 927 code for a protein of 308 amino acids.